Messenger RNA from Mytilinidion resinicola, 2166 nucleotides. RefSeq lists its product as uncharacterized. Gene Ontology annotation, molecular function: DNA-binding transcription factor activity, RNA polymerase II-specific; RNA polymerase II cis-regulatory region sequence-specific DNA binding. The transcript has 3 exons. The record is from RefSeq and is a predicted model, not a curated record. Gene Ontology annotation, biological process: cell differentiation; regulation of transcription by RNA polymerase II. NCBI's taxonomy places the organism in Eukaryota, Fungi, Ascomycota, Dothideomycetes, Mytilinidiales, Mytilinidiaceae. The coding region runs from base 186 to 1925 and encodes 579 amino acids.
AGCUCGAUCCCGCGCCCGAAGCUUGCGCCCUCUACAUUCAUUCAAUCCGGCCUCGACCGCGUCCAUUGCUUGGACAAUAUUUUUGACAAUAGUUACGACGAGCCACAGACGAGGCGGACCGUCGCUUUCUUCUCUCCGGACCCCACGCCGCCACUGCGAGGCCCCCCGUACACAUAGUACUUCCAAUGGAGCAAAUGGAGGACACCAAGAUGUCUUCGACACCCUCGCCGACCGCCUCGGCCACCACCAGCUCUUCGGCCGCUCGCCGGCCGCCCCGCAAAAGCACACUAACCCAGCAGCAGAAGAACCAGAAGCGACAGCGCGCCACGCAAGACCAGCUCGUCACCCUCGAGGUGGAAUUCAACAAGAACCCGACGCCAACCGCAGCCGUACGCGAGAGAAUAGCCCAGGAGAUCAACAUGACGGAGCGUUCUGUACAGAUCUGGUUCCAGAACAGGCGAGCAAAGAUAAAGAACAUUGCGAAGAAGAGCAUCGAGAGCGGCGAGGACUGUAACGACAUCCCAGAAUCAAUGCGUCGAUAUCUUGCCCUGCAAGCUAUGGAGUCUGGCAAAUCGAUGGGACGGGACUUUUCCCUAGGUCGAUCCGGAUCCCUGGCGGGCUACGGAAGUGGCUCCAUGAUGCUCAACACUGACACGAGCUCCUCCAAAGUUGUCAUACAUCACUUCGCAUGUCGCUCGCUGAGCAUCGGCUCGUGGCGCCGCGUUGGCCAGAGUGCGAUGGACCUCGUCAUCUUCUACUCGCCGGAGAAGUGCUGUGUUACCUAUUACAUCAACAACGACUCGGCUGGCUACAAGAUCGAGUACCCCUUCGCUUACAUCAAGAACAUCAGCCUCGAAAACGGAGAUGUCGCCAGCAAUGCCGAAGGUGCAGCACAACGACCCGGCGGCCUUAUCGUGGAGCUGAACCGGCCACCAAACUUCUUCAUGGACUCGUCCGGCUCCGGCGGAUUCUACCAGUGCGGUGACUUUACCGAGGAGCAGCAGGCGUCACAGGUUCUCGUACACCACCUCGGCGGCCAUCCCAAAGUGCUCAGCGGGCAGCUGGCCAAGCUGGUGUCGCUGGAGUCGUUUCAGAGCCGACACAACCUCUACGACCACAACGCGCUCGCUGUUUCGGCGCCAGUUUCGCCAAUCAACCACCGGCCGGCGUCGCAGCCAAACCACAUUGCGCAUCCGCACAUGGGUAUGUUUCACGACGGCCCGUUCGGGCCUGGCCUCCACCCUGGGCGUGGCCACAAGCGUCAACGGAGUCGUUCGGUGCCUGUCGCAGUUGACUUUUCCAUGUUGCGAAACCCGAUGCCCUCGUUUCUGAUCCAGCAGGAGCCGUCUCCGUACAUCCCCAACCCGGAGAUUUUUGCCCCCAUUCCCCAGCACCACCCCCAGCAGCCAGGCCCCAUCGGCCCGAACCUCAGCAUCGACACUUCGGCUGGAUAUGGGUUAGACUACCGCCAGUAUCCCAUGUCUGCGACAACCGCCAACUCGCCCUCCGAGUAUGGCACCCCGGCCUUCUUCACGUCGGGACCCCCGACCGACAACAUACCCGCGUCCAACUUCAACACUCAAUAUAACAUCCCGUAUCUGUCGCCCAUGCCGAACGGGCAGAACGGGCAGCAUUCCGUCUCGCCUAUGUCUGCAAUGGGUCCUCCCGAUCCAGUCAUAGCGAACCAAUCACCGCCGUUGACGUCGAUGGGGCGGGACGGCUCAGGCGACCUCUACCAGAUGUCGCACGACAAUGGUGUUUCGGACGAGGCCCUGUCCCUGACCGACAUGUACGCCAAGCAGACGCUAAACCUUCCGUUCCGGUCGCCCAUGGAAGACAACGUCGACGACCUUGACAUGCACAACUUGGUGCAGUUCGGCACAAUCGACCCGUCUAGCCUGUCACCCGAGAAUCACCAACUGUGACAAUGAGCAUCGCGACCAGAACACGACUCGGUUUCUCUUCGCUCCUCAUAGUCACUCUAAUACCUGCAUCGAUCGUGUCUCAUGUGUGCUGCAAACAUGUGCAGCAUGCCCUUGGACUCCAGCCUCGAGACAGGCCUAGACUCUAUCUGCAUAGGCUCACAUUGCCUGCGUGCCUGACGGAUGGCAAGUUACCCCUUGCCAUCAGUCACGAUACACUUACCCCCUAACUCGAAAUACUUCU